Molecule: messenger RNA, 840 nt
Organism: Ananas comosus (pineapple)
Lineage: Eukaryota; Viridiplantae; Streptophyta; Magnoliopsida; Poales; Bromeliaceae
Exons: 1
Coding region: 1-840 (279 amino acids)
Molecular function (GO): polysaccharide binding
Source: RefSeq, a predicted model, not a curated record
AUGCCAUCAUCUAUUCCUAUCCUCCUCCUCCCCGUCCUCUCUUUCCUUUCCCUUCUUGCCAUUACCUUCUCCUCAUCCGAUGAUCCCUCAAUCAAUUGCUCUUCUUCCUCCACCUGCGGCGGCGUCAGCAUCUCCUAUCCGUUCUGGCGCUCCGACGGUCCUCCGUCUUUCUCCGCCGUCCACUGCGGCUACCCCGGAUUCGGGAUCGCCUGCGAAUUAGAAGACAAGCAGCAGCCUAUCCUCCAGAUCGGUUCCGACCACUACUACAAGGUCACCAAUAUCGAUUACACCAACCGCACCAUCAACCUCACCGACAUGGACGUCGUCCUAGCGACCCCCGACACGAUUGGGUGCCCGAGAUCCCUCCACAACUUCACGUUCUCCAGCGACGUUGCCUCUUCGCUGAAUUACACCGGCGCGGACGCCAAUCUCACCUUCUUCUUCGGCUGCUCCGUCAACGACCCCAGCCCGUGGAACGAUUUUCCGCAGCAGAACGUGAUUCCCUGCGUCGGCUACGGGGACAAGAGCUCCUUCGUCUUCCCCAGUAACGGCAUUCCGCCUGAAAUUCGGGCCGUCCCGUGUGAGGACGUAGUGGUGGCGCCGGUGCUGCUUCAUUUCCUGGCGACGUAUGAUUUCAUCGAGGCGCUGAAUCACGGGUUCCAGCUGGCCUGGAUUGCCGGCGCUCCCGAAGGCUGCGAGGAAUGCGAGCGCUCCGGCAGGCGCUGCUGCUUCAACCAGACGCGCAGCUUCUGCUCCGACGCAACGCCAGCCGGCUAUUGCCCUGGUAUGGCUUCAUGCCUGCCUGCUCUUUCUAGUACGAGUUUCGCGCUGACAAAAUAA